GUCAACCCACCGGAAACCGGAACUGUUGUGAUGAUCGCGUCUGAUCCUCAUAAUUCAGUUUAGAUUGAGUUCAUUUUCACAAUAUUCGCUUUGUGACUUACAUAAUUAGUGUUUAUUUCAAGGAGGUGUUUUUUUAGAAUGUAUAAUUUCUGAAACAAAAACGCCGAACUGACUUCAUUAUUGCGGUGGUGAGAUGUGUUUACAUGUUCAUGUGCAUUAAUAUUCAAUAACCGACUGCUGGUUUCGUGUUUACAGCUCUACAUACUGUUAUUAACGAUGUCGGGGAGUUUUUACUUCGUUAUGGUGGGUCAUCAUGAUAACCCCGUGUUUGAGAUGGAGUUUACCGAAGCAAAGGAUGACCACAGACACCUGAACCAGUUCAUCGCUCAUGCUGCUCUGGAUCUGGUGGAUGAGAACAUGUGGCAGUCCAGCAACAUGUACCUGAAGACUGUGGACAAAUUCAACGAGUGGUUUGUGUCUGCCUUCGUCACAGCUGCUCAUAUGAGAUUUAUUAUGCUCCAUGAUGUUCGGCAGGAGGACGGAAUCAAGAACUUCUUUAAUGAUGUUUAUGAUCUGUACAUCAAGUUUGCAAUGAAUCCCUUCUACGAAGCCAACGCACCGAUUCGCUCCACAGCUUUCGAGAGGAAAGUGCAGUUUCUUGGGAAGAAGCAUCUGCUCAGUUGAUUCAUUUUAUACCUGUACUAUUUUGUUUUUGCAGUCUUGUUGUCAUGCAUAAAUAUACAGGUGUGUUGUUUAUACCGUCAGAUACAUAUUUCACGUUUCAGUUGUUCAUACUCAUUAUCGCCAGCUUACAUUCACAUUCUCACCUGCUACUGUACGACAAAUGGUGUGUGAAUACAGAUUAUUCUUAAAGACGUGUUUAAAGCAUCAAACAGGAAUGCAAAAUACAUUUCUGCAGAAAUGACACACUAAACUGCAACAUCUAUAACAUCUGGUCAACUGCAUGAUGAUUUUGUACAUUACUGUUGUCUAAUAAUAACCUUAAAUCAAAUAAACAAUUUCAUCAAGUAUUGUUCAUUACUUCUUUAAUUUCAAUUCAACAAUCUACGAUAUUGAGAUUUUAGUGCUUCUUUUCAGAGUGCGUGCUUAAACACUUCACCUCAUUCAUAUUUUUAGUACAAGUACUGUGUAUAUAUUUGGCACUCUACAUAAUUGUUAAUAUAUAUUAGAAAUGAUCACACACUGUAUGAACGCCUGCCCUGCAUAAGUUAAUCAUAGUUAUAGGAAAAGAAAAUCACAUAAAAUGCACACUGCGAGAAAAAUCAGCAUUUUUGUCUUGUUUUCCAGUAAAAAUAUCUAAACAUCCUUGAAACAAGAUGCAUUUACUUAAGAAUCAAACAGCAUGUGA
Molecule: messenger RNA, 1369 nt
Organism: Sinocyclocheilus rhinocerous
Lineage: Eukaryota; Metazoa; Chordata; Actinopteri; Cypriniformes; Cyprinidae
Product: trafficking protein particle complex subunit 2-like
Exons: 5
Coding region: 277-684 (135 amino acids)
Biological process (GO): endoplasmic reticulum to Golgi vesicle-mediated transport
Source: RefSeq, a predicted model, not a curated record